This is a messenger RNA of Lytechinus pictus (painted urchin), 3090 nucleotides long. Its product is annotated as DDB1- and CUL4-associated factor 13-like. Lineage: Eukaryota; Metazoa; Echinodermata; Echinoidea; Temnopleuroida; Toxopneustidae. Gene Ontology annotation, cellular component: nucleolus; small-subunit processome. The record is from RefSeq and is a predicted model, not a curated record. The transcript has 10 exons. Gene Ontology annotation, molecular function: protein binding. Gene Ontology annotation, biological process: maturation of SSU-rRNA from tricistronic rRNA transcript (SSU-rRNA, 5.8S rRNA, LSU-rRNA). Bases 83 to 1423 code for a protein of 446 amino acids.
GAUUUGAAACAUUGCCGAUACCAUUGGGAAGGACAUGCUGACUUCGUCUUCAUCGAAAGCCGGAAUAAAAUUGCAUUAAAAGAUGGUGAAAGUGAAGGUUCUGAGUAGAAAUCCAGAUGAUUACGUCCGAGAAACUAAGCAUGAUAUACACAAAGUUCCUCGUAAUUACGACCCAUCCCUGCACCCAUUUGAGGCACCAAGGGAGUAUAUGAGAGCUUUGAAUGCUACCAAAUUGGAGAGAGUGUUUGCAAAGCCUUUUCUGGGGUCACUGGAAGGUCACACCGAUUCUGUUCAUUGCCUCAGAAAACAUCCAACCAAUUUAUCAACUGUGGCCUCAGGUGGAUGCGAUGGCACGGUCAGACUUUGGGAUCUCUCGACAAGAGCAUGUCAAAGAACUAUCAAUGCACACAAAGGUUUCGUGAGAGGGUUGUGUAUGGAUAAGACUGGCCAGUUCUUAUUCACAGUCGGAGAUGACAAAACAAUCAAGAAAUGGAGGACGUUCCAGAGAAUGAACGACACAAGCCAAGAACCUUUGAAUACCAUUAUUGGGAAGAAUAUGUUCAUCUCAAUCGAUCACCACUGGAAGGAUUCUACUUACGCUACAUGCGGGUCAAAGGUCGACAUCUGGGACGAGACGCAUGCUGACCCCAUCAGAUCAUACUCAUGGGGGUCGGAUAGUAUACACAGCAUCAAAUUCAACCCAGUCGAGACGUACAUGCUGGGUAGCUGCACGCAGGAUAGGAACAUCAUUCUGUACGACAUGAGAGGGGCGGCACCACUCAGGAAGGUCGUCAUGGAGAUGAGAACAAACACAAUUGCCUGGAAUCCGAUGGAGGCUUUCGUUUUCACUGCAGCUAAUGAAGAUUAUAACUUAUACACAUUUGACAUGAGAAUGUUAAAGACUGCCCUCAAUGUUCACAUGGACCACGUCUCGGCGGUUGUGGACGUAGAUUACUCACCGACAGGCAAGGAGUUUGUGACUGGCAGCUUUGAUAAGACCAUCCGGAUCUAUGCUGCGGAUAAAGGGCACAGUCGUGAGAUAUACCAUACCAAACGCAUGCAACAUGUAAGCUGUGUAAGGUGGAGUCUUGAUAACAAGUACAUUCUCAGUGGAUCCGAUGAGAUGAAUAUCAGGAUAUGGAAGGCCAACGCAUCAGAGAAACUUGGAAAGCUGAAUCGAAGAGAAGAGGCUUCCACCCUGUACAAUUCCAAACUAAAAGAGAAGUUCCAGCAUCAUCCUCAGGUUAAGAGAAUCAGCAGACAUCGUCACGUACCUAAUAUGGUCUAUAAGGAGACCAAGACAAUACGCAUACAGAAGGAAUCAAGAAAACGAAAGGAGCACAACCGAAGAAAACACAGCAAGCCAGGAACAGUGCCAUUUAAAGCAGAAAGGAAGAAACAUAUCCUAUCAGAAGUUGAAUGAUCAGAUGCUCUCUUUGACAUUUAUUUCUCAUUUUUGUGAACAUUAUGCACAUAAUGCCUGCUUUAUAGCGUAUUCCACGCUAGCGCCCUGCUUUUACAAAGGAUUGUGAUUGAUCCAAUCAGUCUCACGUAUGGAAAGCCAGCCACACCAUCAUUCCAGGCUAGGGCCCUGUUUUACAAAAAAGUGUCAGUCCCAACUAUGGAAAGCCAGCCACACCAUCAUUCCAGGUUAGGGCCCUGUUUUACCAAGAAGUGUGAUGGAUCCAAUCAGCCCCAACUAUGGAAAGCCAGCCACACCAUCAUUCCAGCCUAGGCCCCUGCUUUUACAAAGGAUUUUCAUCGAUCAAAUCAGUCUCAACUAUGGAAAGCCAGCCACACCAUCAUUCCAGCCUAGGCCCCUGCUUUUACAAAGGAUUUUCAUCGAUCCAAUCAGUCCCAACUGUGGAAAGCCAGCCACACCGUGAUCUAAAAUUCAUCUGCCAUUUCAGUGAAUCAUUUCAGCGACAUUUAUCAACAAGUCAUAGCUGACAAUUUUCCUUGUUUUUGAUUGGCAGAGAAGGACCAGUGUCUGAUUGUUUCUUACUCUCUGAUUGAAUUAAUUAAUUUAGUCAGAUCUGACAAGUUCUAUACAAAGAACUAUGGUGUAGUUUGCUUUCCAUAAUAUUUAAGACUGAUGAUAACAAUCACACUUAUUUGUGAGAUGAUGCCCAGGACAUUCUAUUCAAAUUAUUUGAAAAGCUUCCACUAUUUGAAUAUCCAUCUUGGAGGGAAUAGUGAUACUAAUGUUCUGAUACAAGAGAUACCAAGUUUUAUGUUUUUUCCUGUAUUUUUUAUAUUUUUUGAUGAAAUACUGCAGGUUUUAAUGAAAACUAAUUAUCAAUCAAAAUAUUAUCAUAUACAUAGAGCGGCCAACCAUAUUUAAACAAAAAAUAGUAUUUGUUAUGAAAUUAUGACUAGAAUAUAAAAUACAAAAGGACAGUCUAAACCUACGGGUAAUCUAAAAAGGAAUUGAUGGAAAGGGGGAGCAAAGUAAAGUAUGUUGUAUUUUGAUUCCUUGAUAUUCACCUUUUGAUUCAUUUAUUCGUUAACAUGUUGUGUGGUGACUUUAGUGAUUUUUAUUCAUAAUAGAGUAAUAAAGAGUACUUCAGAUUAUUAUAUGUAAAGACUAAAGAGAGAAUUCACUGUGAAUCAUGUAGGUGAUAUGAAAGUGUGUGAGAAAAAAAGAUGUAAAAAGAAAGAUGCAUAGAUGAAAGGGAGGGAAAGAGGGUGAGGGCAAAUAUGAAAGAAUUUUAUGUAACUGUAGGCCUACAGUACCAGGGCCCCGUCUUACAAAGAGUUACGAUUGAUCUAAUCAAUCGUAACUCUAUGGAAAUCCAUCAGUGUCCUAAUUUUUUCUACAGGAAAUUUGUAAAAUGUCCUUUGUAAACAAAGGAGAACACCAAAUUGUUAAGAAAUCAAUGAAUUUAUGGAUAUACAUUCAUAUCUAGAAAAAUUGUUGAACAAACAAGCAUUUUAUAUGUUGACGUUGCUGGCUGUCCAUAGUUUCGACUGAUCGAAUCAAACGCAACUCUUUGUAAGACGGGGCCCAGAUCUAGAUGAAUUUAGAGACAAUUAAACUUGGUUUAACCAUGGACCUAGGUCCAUGGUUUAACAGACUUUCUCAUGAAA